CGUCGUGCCUUAAUUUUCUCGACACGACCAUGUUAUUUCUCCAAUCAAAAGUCAAAACAAUGUCAUUUUGUCUCACACAGUGUCUCAGUUGCACACGGUUCGAUCACGUGCAUUCUCGCCUACUGACCGUUAAAGCACGUGCUUCUGUCGCCGGCAUGGCUCGAUCCGUCGUCCGAGUCGCUGCUGCUCAGAUGACGUCAAGCAACGAUCUCGCCGCCAAUUUCGCCACUUGCUCUCUCUUUGUCAAAGAAGCAGCAGCAGCUGGUGUGAAAUUACUUUGUUUACCGGAAAGUUUUUCGUUUAUUGGGGAAAAAGAUGGUGACAGUAUCAAGAUUGCAGAACCGUUGGAUGGUCCAAUUAUGCAACAUUACUGCUCUUUAGCCAGAGAGUCUGGUAUCUGGUUAUCUCUUGGAGGCUUUCAAGAGCGAGGAUCUGAUGAUGCACAUCUACGCAACACACAUGUUAUCAUUGAUGAUAGUGGGAGCAUUAGAAGCACGUAUCGGAAAAUAUUCUUGUUUGAUGUCGAUGUUCCGGGCGGAAGGGUAUACAAAGAAAGCAGCUUUACAGAAGCUGGAAAGGAUAUAGUUGCAGUUGAUAGCCCUGCUGGAUGUCUCGGUCUUUCAGUUUGUUACGAUUUAAGAUUCCCAGAGCUUUACCAGCAGCUCAGGUUCCAGCAUGAAGCCCAGAUUCUAUUGGUGCCUGCAGCAUUUACAAAAAUUACGGGUGAGGCACACUGGGAGAUCCUGCUUCGAGCUCGUGCAAUUGAGACGCAAUGUUAUGUAAUAGCUGCUGCACAAGCCGGAAAGCACAAUGACAAAAGAGAGAGCUAUGGUGACACGUUGAUAAUUGAUCCGUGGGGAACUGUAGUUGGUAGAUUGCCAAAUAGAUUUUCAAGUGGGAUAACUGUGGCUGAUAUUGAUUUUUCAUUGAUUGACUCGGUUAGAGCAAAGAUACCAAUUGCCCAGCAACGAAACCCUAUUGAUAUUUGGAGAUCUUCGUCGCAAUGAUUUUUAAAGGCCACAGUCUAAUUAUCUAUGGAAGUUCUUGAUUUCAGAAGCUUUUGAGUUUGUAUACAUAGCAUUAGGCUGAGCAAAAAACGAACUAAACCAUGAAUCCAAAUCAAAAUGUACUUUGAAUUGGUUAAAAUACUAGUUUGGAUGCUAAUAAUUAAUAAGUGUGUUUUUCUA
This is a messenger RNA of Mercurialis annua (annual mercury), 1187 nucleotides long. RefSeq names its product deaminated glutathione amidase, chloroplastic/cytosolic. Gene Ontology annotation, molecular function: hydrolase activity, acting on carbon-nitrogen (but not peptide) bonds, in linear amides. The record is from RefSeq and is a predicted model, not a curated record. The transcript has 9 exons. Lineage: Eukaryota; Viridiplantae; Streptophyta; Magnoliopsida; Malpighiales; Euphorbiaceae. Bases 30 to 1007 code for a protein of 325 amino acids.